GCGCAGUGCUGCGCCGAUGGCGGAGCAGCGUGUGUCGCGCUGGUACUUCGGCGGCCUCGCGUCCUGCGGGGCUGCCUGCUGCACCCACCCGCUGGACCUGCUGAAGGUCCACCUCCAGACACAGCAGGAGGUGAAGAUGCGGAUGAUGGGGAUGGCAAUGCGUGUGAUCCGCACUGAUGGCUUCCUGGCUCUCUACAACGGGCUCAGCGCCUCGCUGUGCCGGCAGAUGACAUACUCCUUGACUCGCUUUGCUAUCUAUGAGACUGCCAGGGACCGCCUAGGGCAGGGCAGCCAGGGGCCUCCCCCCUUCUACCAGAAAGUGCUGCUGGGUGCAGUGGGAGGUUUCACUGGUGGGUUUGUGGGGACCCCAGCAGACAUGGUGAAUGUCAGGAUGCAAAAUGAUGUGAAGCAGCCGCCCUCUCUGCGGCGCAACUAUUCCCAUGCUCUGGACGGCAUGUACCGUGUCCUACGGGAAGAGGGCUUGAAGAAACUCUUCUCAGGAGCUACGAUGGCAUCCAGCCGAGGGGCCCUUGUUACCGUUGGGCAGCUCUCCUGUUAUGACCAGGCCAAGCAGCUGGUUCUCACGACUGGGUUUCUAUCAGACAACAUCUUCACCCACUUCCUGGCCAGCUUCAUCGCUGGUGGAUGUGCCACAUUUCUGUGCCAGCCCCUGGACGUACUCAAGACCCGCAUCAUGAACUCUCAGGGCGAGUACCGGGGUGUUGCCCACUGUGCCAUUGAAACUGCCAAGCUUGGCCCCCUCGCCUUCUACAAGGGCUUUGUUCCUGCUGCCAUCAGGCUCAUUCCUCACACCGUCCUCACCUUUGUCUUUCUGGAACAGCUGCGCAAAUAUUUUGGGAUCAAAGUGAUCACCUGAGUAGGAGGAAUGGGACCUUGCCUCACCCCAGGGGUGAGCACACGGGUCACUGCUGGGAUCCCAGAGCCUCUCUCUGAUCCCUGGGGCCAGCACUGUUCCCCUGCCCCUUGUCCCUGCUCCUGUGCCUUGCCAGUGCCUGUGGCAGCCACUCCAGACUGCCCUUUCCUCUCCCACCCCCAUUCUCAGCACCUCCAUUACCUCUGGGAUAUUCUUGAGCCUCUUUCCCCCUCUGCACUCUUGGUUUUGGGUUUUUCUUGCUGUAUGUUUUUUUCAUGCUGCCCCAGUGGCCACAUGUUCUGCCUUUCCCUCCCUCCUGUGCCUCUGGGAGCAGGACUGCACUGCCCUGGGGGCAUGGGGGACCCGGCUCUUGGGCUCCAUGCCUGGUGCAGAGCCCGGGGUGGGUGGGUGGGGGCAGUCACCACACUGUGGGGGGGUCAGUGCUGGGGCAGUGGGGCUGGGGCUAGCUCACCCCCAGCCUCUGCUGCAAACAGCAAGGGGAGGCACAGGCUGAGCACAGCCAGGCCCUGUCAUCCUUCUGUGCCUCUGGCCCUGGGCUCUCUUCUGAUGCUGCAGGACAGCCUGGCCUCCCCACUCUGUUUCCCACCCUCCCCAGACACCUCCUGCUUCUUUCUGCUUGGCCAAAACUCCCCAGUGGCUGAUGGCCACUGGGCUCUUCAGGGAUUGUGCCUCAUACCAAUGAUGACUGACAGCACCCCGUGAGUGAGAGGCAGCCUCUUAGCCCCCUGCCCCAGCACAGCUGGAGCCCUUCUCAUCUGCCCUUGCCCACGGCACUCAUGCUCUCUCUGCCAGCCC
Calypte anna (Anna's hummingbird) is the source of this 1690-nucleotide messenger RNA. RefSeq names its product solute carrier family 25 member 10 (gene SLC25A10). The transcript is spliced from 11 exons. NCBI's taxonomy places the organism in Eukaryota, Metazoa, Chordata, Aves, Apodiformes, Trochilidae. Gene Ontology annotation, molecular function: succinate transmembrane transporter activity; antiporter activity; thiosulfate transmembrane transporter activity. Bases 17 to 877 code for a protein of 286 amino acids. The record is from RefSeq and is a predicted model, not a curated record. Gene Ontology annotation, biological process: thiosulfate transport; phosphate ion transmembrane transport; oxaloacetate transport.